Messenger RNA from Eriocheir sinensis (Chinese mitten crab), 2771 nucleotides. RefSeq names its product RNA-binding protein cabeza-like. The transcript has 8 exons. The record is from RefSeq and is a predicted model, not a curated record. Lineage: Eukaryota; Metazoa; Arthropoda; Malacostraca; Decapoda; Varunidae. Bases 153 to 983 code for a protein of 276 amino acids.
GGGCGCCGCGGGGGCCGCGUGCCGCCAUCCCCUCCGCGGCCCCGCACAGCCGCCAUUUGGACGCGAGCGGCGGCGGCACACGGUGUGGGCGGCGACACAGCAGCUUCUUUCUCCUUCCGCAGCGACACCAGUGUGGCCAAAGAGCGCUCGCCAUGCUGCCCAAGAGCUCAAAGCGGAGAGUGGAGGGGGAUGAGGUGGAGGAGAGAGGGAGGAGUGUGGAUGACUCUUCAGGGGAGGAGGAGGAAGGGCGGGGAGCAGCUACCCCAAAGCGUAAAAGAUUCAAUUCAGGAGACAAGGCUAGAAAGUCGCACGCCGAAGACUCAAUGGAGGACACUAAAGAUACUAACGAUUGGGGAGGUGAGAGUGAGCGCGAGGGAGGAUGGAACGAUCGUUACGACCACGACUCUGGGAGCCGCGAUCGCUACUCCAGCCGUUCCAACGUCAAGCCCGGGGAUUGGGACUGCCCCAGCUGCCAGUUCUCCAACUUCGCCUCGCGCACUGCCUGCUUCAAGUGUAGGACCCCUAAAGAUGGGGACUCGUUUGGUUCCGGCGGACGCAUGGGUGGCGGCGGCGGGGGCAUGCGUGACAUGCGCCCCGGGGACUGGUCCUGCCCCAAGUGCCAGUUCCACAACUUCUCCUCUCGUGGGAUGUGCUACAAGUGCAACUCUCCCCGAGACGAGCUUGCAGGGGGAGGGGGUGGAGACCGCUACUCCAGCCCCCGUGGCGUGGGCAGCCGGCCUGGGGAGUGGGACUGUCCCAAUUGCCAGUUCUGCAACUUCUCGCACCGUGACUUCUGCUUCAAGUGCAGGUCCCCGAGAGAAGGAGGACGUCCCAUGGGUGGCGGCGGCGGCGGUGGUGGCGGGGGCAUGAACGGCCCCAGGAGUGGCAUGCGGGCCGGGGACUGGGAGUGCCAACAGUGCCAGUUCCACAACUUUGCCUCCCGUGACCAGUGCUUCAAGUGCUCCUCCCCAAAAUGUGAGUGAUGUGGAGUGUAGCAGCCGCACCCACACGAACAUCUGGACCAAGAUGAGGAACUUGAUACAACAGAAGUUUGCAUGAAUACCACUGUGGGUAUUUAUUCUAAAGGUUUAAAAAGAUAGUAAUAAAACGGUCAUUUUAAGGGUGAACUAGUAUGCCUAUUUUUUUUCUUUCUUGAGUUCAAAAUUUAUCAUGUCUUGAGGCAAAGGUGUGUAAGGGAGGGAGGGAAGGAGAGAGAGAGAGGCUUUACCAUUAAGGAGGUUUGCUCAAAAUGGAGUUUUCGGAGAUGGUUUGUUUAUUUUUCACAUUUUGCUGCUUGGCGAGGUUCUGCUGUGCAUCUUGAUGUGCCCCGCACCGCUGGUGGUCAAGGCUCUCAUUAAUACCUGCCCAACAAUGUUAGGAAGCAGAAUCAUCAUCUGCCAGCCCUGAACCCUUUGGAUCUUGCUUGCCUCUCCGCCCAGCUGCAAGUUUCUAUUUAUUACUUAUCAUUUGUUUCUUUGAUGGGCCCCAACAACCACAUUGGACCACAUGCAGUCGUGGCACUGCCAAGCCAGCAGCAGCACCUCGGCGCUGGCACACACACCAGAGGGAAGGAAGGCUUGUUUAGUGUUAAUCCAGAGUUAGUGUUCUUAGUGUCCGGGCCGCCUCUAGGGGCCCACUACUGCUUAGUCACCUCCACAGGAGGACGUCAUUCAUUUGUCUCAAAAUUAGGACAGUGGAAAGGAGUCUUGGUACAUUGUGUCCAGUACAAUUAAGGUAAAUGUUUUGUUUCAACCUCAAUAUUCUAUAUACAUAUAUAUACACACAUACAACAGGCUUUGUUUUUCUUUCUUUGUACUCUGUUUUGCGGACACCAGCCGGUGCCCGCGCCCGGCAGCAAGGCCAGCCGGGGCACAGGCACGUCCCGCUGCUUCCCUGACACACAGGCGCGCGAACAGCUAUGUUGGUGUGCCCCCUGUGCAGGGGCGCAGUGGUGUGCCGUGCCCCGGUGCGGCCACAUACUGACACAGCCGCAGUUGCGGUGGUGGCGGGCAUGGGUGGCGGCCAGCUGCCACACGUGGGUUUACAGCAGUGCUGGCGGGUCAGACGUGGAGGUUACUGUAUCUUACUCGGAGGCUCUGAUGCUGUACCUGAUCUACUGUGAAGGGCGUGUAAAGAUUUAUUUUAGUAUAAGAAAUUUCCCAUCAGUGUCUGGAGGGUGGUGUACGGUAUUAUUACAGGUUUUGUCUCUAUCAUUCUUUGUUUGGUGGCCAUAUUCCAUGUUUUUUAUUCACUUCCUGAGAGUGCAGGUCGGCAGUUAUGUGGUGAUGCUUUUGGUUUGUUAUCGUUACGUAUAAUUGAAGAGAAAAUUUUUGUAAUGACAAGGUGUUGGAGGUUCAUAGUGUUUUGUAAGUGAAAUCCUUUAUUGGUAGCUUUUGUAUCUGGCUGAACCAAAACGUUGUGCAUAAUUAACUACCAUCAUCAGCGGCGACGGUCAACGCUCCACCGCACGCACGCACGCACCAGCUACGAGAACAGGCGUGGUAUUCAUCCUUAAUUUUACGGUCUUCUCAUUUUUUGGUGCAUUUAUGUUCACAGGCCUUUUAAAAUAAUGAAGUCCAGUGCUGUUCACGUAUAUAUAUAAAUGUAUAUAUCUGCCUUUGUGUAUGACAUUGAUGUUUGGUGUUAUAUAUAUUGUGUGUAUAAUAUAUAUUUAUAUAUAUAUUGGUAGGGAAGCAGUUUUCUCUACCACCACUAGCACUUGACGUUGUGAUUGGAAGUUUAGAGGUCUUAAUAAAUGGCAGGACUACAAA